Molecule: messenger RNA, 1137 nt
Organism: Trypanosoma rangeli
Lineage: Eukaryota; Euglenozoa; Kinetoplastea; Trypanosomatida; Trypanosomatidae
Product: pseudouridylate synthase
Exons: 1
Coding region: 1-1137 (378 amino acids)
Biological process (GO): pseudouridine synthesis
Molecular function (GO): pseudouridine synthase activity; RNA binding
Source: RefSeq, a predicted model, not a curated record
AUGGCACUUAGCAACGCCUCUUUUAGCGUUAUUUACGGAAACGAGGAGCUCGUUGUUGUGAGCAAGCCGCACGAUGUUCCUAUGGACGGGGAAGAGCACGUAGUGACGGUGGAGAAAUGGGCCCAUGCGUACCGCGCAAAAAGUGACUGUGCCAACAGUGCCGCUGGUGGUGAUGCGGACAGGGAUGAACGGGCGGCGGGGACUGCAGGCACGUACACGGGACGAAGGAACUUGGUGAAGUUUGUGCACCAGUUGGACUAUGCCACGAGCGGUGUGUUGUGCAUAGCCUUCUCGAAGGAAAUGGCCGCGCGGCUUGCUCACUGCUUUGAGAUGCGCACGGUGCAGAAGGCUUAUUUGGCUGUUCUUUGUGGAAUGAUUCCACCACUUCGUAUUGCCCAGAAUAAUCGGGACACGGACGCUGGCGUGGAUUUUCUUAUUGGCUCACGGUAUAGCAGUCGUGUUCGUAUGGUUCUAGUUGAUGAUGUGCCAAACGCUCAUUUUGUUCGCAAGUGCAUAAUGGGGGCCAGCGGACACGUAGAGGAGGAAGAUGCUGGAGACUGCGCCGCCCUUCUUCGCGUGGACCUUCCUGUGGGGUACGAUACGACCGACCCGAGGGGUUUUCGAAUGGCGGUGAACGGAAGAGACGAGCGGGAGAGUGUGACGUACGUGCAUGUGCUGCAGCGCGGGUACAUGAUGCAUCCCACCUUGGCUUGCCCAGUGCCGGUGACAAAAGUCGUGCUGUUUCCGCGAACGGGUCGGCGGCACCAACUUCGAGUGCAUUGUCAUGCGAUCGGUUUUCCGAUUCUUGGCGAUGUUACCUACGCAAGCAUUCCAACUCCACGGGUUGCUCCAGAAGCACAGGGAGCUGAAACGAUGACAAAUGUUGGGGCCACCGCCUCGGCAAACGUGGCGGACGAGGUGAAAGCUGCAGAUGCAUGGCAGCGGAUGAUGCUUCACGCGUGGCGUCUCUCAUUUCCCGUAAGUGUGGAGCCACUGCGGUGUGGGAUGGAGCGUUACAUGCAGAAGAGGCGGCGAAGACGUGAGACAUUGGGCUUGGCGGUCGCCAGUGGCGACGAUGCUGCUGAGUGGACGCAUUUUGAGACGAAAGAUCCGUUCCAGUCGAUUAGCCGUCAAUGA